Molecule: messenger RNA, 3663 nt
Organism: Carassius carassius (crucian carp)
Lineage: Eukaryota; Metazoa; Chordata; Actinopteri; Cypriniformes; Cyprinidae
Product: oxidation resistance protein 1-like
Exons: 17
Coding region: 155-2092 (645 amino acids)
Biological process (GO): response to oxidative stress
Cellular component (GO): nucleus
Source: RefSeq, a predicted model, not a curated record
GUCUCUCAUCCUGCACACAGAUGCGCAGUACUGUGACCGGCUACAUAAACUCAUCACAACCAUCUGUGUACAAGAGACUGACAUGGAAAGAGCUUCAUUUUAAGAGUUUGUCCCAAAAGGAAACCUUUGAGUCAGAGACGAGUGUCCUGCCAACAUGUUCAGCACCAAAAGACUCAAGAAGAAGUCCCAGUCGGUGGAUAUCGGCUCUCAAUGUUUUCCGGCGCGACUCAUCCCGAGUCUGUCCUUAAACAGAUCUUCACCACCUGUUGCCAAGACAACCACAUCAGAGGUGCAAGAAAACAACACCACCAAUUCCCAGCGCCGUGGUCCUCGGUGCAGCGAUCUGAAACGAGGAUACACAAUAGAUACCGGCCAGAAGAAGACGCCAGAGAAGAAGGAUGGAAGGCGAAUGUCAUUCCAGAGACCGAAGGGCACCAUCGAGUAUUCCGUGGAGUUGCGGGACACUCUGAACAGUAUUGCGCUGAAGUUUGACACAACUCCCAAUGAACUUGUUCAGCUCAACAAACUCUUCUCCAGAAAUGUGGUCCCCGGUCAGGUUCUGUAUGUGCCUGAUCCGGAGUACGUGUCUAGUGCGGGGAGCUCUCCCUCCUUCAGUCCCAGCAGCCCGCUCUCUCCCACCUCCUCAGAAGCUGACCUGGAGAAAGUGAGCAGGGACUCCAAUGGUCCACCUCGCUCUGAUGCUCCUGUCCCUCCCGUCUUCUCUGCCCUGCGGCCCUCCCGUGUGGUUUCCUCCACCUCGGAGGAAGAAGAGGCACUGACAGAGAAGUUCCUCAAAAUCAAUUGCAAGUACAUCACAGAUGGCAAGGGUGUUGUUAGCGGGGUGUUGCUGGUGACACCAAACAACAUCAUGUUUGACCCUCACCGGACAGACCCUCUGGUUCUGGAGAGAGGCUGUGAGGAGUACGGCAUCAUGUGUCCACUGGAUGAGGUUCAGUCUGCUGCCGUUUACAGAGAGAUCACUGACAGCAAGAUCCGUGACUCCAUACCACCGCUAAAACAUGCUCUGCCCCCAGUUUUUAACUUUGCUCCACUUCUGUGGUGGGCUUUUAGGAUGAGCUUAUAUUUCUGUGUUUCAGGCGUCAUGGUGUCCAAGGAGAGGCAAAAGUCUCACAAGUUUCUGUGUCUGCGGGUUGGCAAGGCCAUGAAGAAGACGUUUGUGUCCAAUGCCAGUGCCUCCAUGCAGCAAUAUGCACAGCGUGACCGUAAGCAUGAGUACUGGUUUGCCGUUCCCCAAGAGAGGUCAGACCACCUGUACGUUUUCUUCAUCCAGUGGAGCCCAGAUGUAUUUGGGGAUGGGGUAGGAAGCAUCAGCCAUGAUCCUGGCUUCAUCGUGGUGAAGAAAAUCGAGGAGUCAGAGGCAAACGAGGAGCAACAGACUGUAGAAAAUUCAGAUAAAGAGUGGGAGGUAGUAUCAUGGACUGAGUACCACCGCCGGAUCGAUGCGUUAAACAGUGAAGAUCUGCGCUCCCUAUGCAAACGCCUUCAGAUCACCACGAAGGAGGAUGUAAACUCCAAACAUGGCAUGUCCGUCACCACCAGCCUGGAGCCAGAGACUUUUAAGCCCAACCUGAACGAACCCAGUGACCUUCUGGAGGCCGAGCAGAUUGAGAAGCUGGCAAAACAUCUCCCACCCAGAACCAUCGGUUACCACUGGAAUCUGGCCUUCAGCACAUCGAAGCAUGGCAUGAGCAUUAAGACGCUGUACCGAGCCAUGCAGGAUCAGGACUCACCCAUGCUGCUGGUCAUCAAAGACAGUGAUGGACAGAUAUUUGGGGCUUUGGCAUCAGAACCGUUCAAAGUCAGUGAGGGUUUCUAUGGCACAGGAGAGACUUUCCUGUUCACCUUUUAUCCAGACUUUGAGGCACACAAAUGGACUGGGGAUAAUCUGUUCUUCAUUAAAGGUGACAUGGACUCUUUAGCCUUUGGAGGAGGAAGUGGUGAGUUUGGCCUUUGGCUGGACGAGGAUCUUUAUCACGGCAGGAGUCAUUCAUGCAAAACCUUCGGGAAUCCCAUGCUCUCCACGAAGGAGGAUUUCAUCGUGCAGGAUAUUGAGAUCUGGUCGUUUGAGUAGCAGCUCACAUGGAGGUACCUUUUGUUGAGAGAGUAAUUGGACAACAGGCAGAUCCCAAACCUUACUGCACAUCACCGCGACUCCCAGGACGCCUGUAACGGAUGCUACUCUUACAGUGCUUGUCGUAUGUUACUCCUGCAUUUAAUACAGAGCUCUUCUUUGUGCUGUUUAGUAUGUGUGUGUUUUGUUCAAGCCGUGUGCAGUGUCUAUAACCAACGGGACCCCCUGAGCACUUUUAACAUCAAAUGGAGAUGAGGAUGUUGAUGGUGGUGGAGGCAGCAUGGGGUUUGGGCUACCCGAGAACUGCCAUAGUCCAAUUUAGCUGAGCCAAAGCGCCAGGAGUCUGUUGAAGAGAUGGUGUUAGCCGAUAGCACGUCACUACUAUUGAUGGGGGGAAAACUCAACUACAGAAAAAGAAAUGCUAACACAUUCCCUUGCUCUCAGAGGAAGAAUAUGCAUUUUUGGGACAUCGAACGAUGGCGGUGGCAUCCACGAGAUCACAUCCGUAAUUUCUUUUGAGGCGAAAUAUUCAAGUGUUGUGAAAUUCGUAGUUUUUCUGUCGUUCACUAUCAUAGCACACCAUGUCGAAGCACAUAAUCGGAAACCCCAUAGUCGUAAUGUUCUGUUCGGUGGGUUUUACGUGUGAGUGUGGCUAACGUCGACACCUCCACUUCUGACGGGGCGAAUUUUACUGUUCGUAUGUGUUGCAAUAGAUUUGUGGAAUAUGCAAAUUCCUGUCCUGUGACCUCAAAUAAUCCAGACGGGGUACCUUUGUUUUCCCUGUUUCUCUUUCCAAGAGACCUUUUACGUCUUUUCAGAUUACUUGCUUUUCUGGCUAUCAUUUGAAAAGCCUGAGACGUGGUUUAAUUGUUUUUCAUGAAUAUAAUGACAAUUCUAUAUUUAUGUAUAUGAUUUUAUUUAUAUAUAUAUAUAUAUAUAUAUAUAUACAAAUAUAUAUAUAUAUAUAUAUAAUGAUAUAUAUAUUGCUGUUAAGUGUGACAGUGAUCUUUUUUUUGUGCUGAUAUCUCAGCUGUUACUAAUAUAUUGUAUAUUACCCUGUAAAUUAAUGUUAAAAUAGUAGAUUUGUUCCUAUAUAUAUAAAUAUAUAAAUGAAUAUACAGUGUGUGGAUUGGUGGGUUGCUUUUCACACUUUAUAAAUCUAGUUUCAAUCCAGGUUCUUCAGGCCUCAUUAGCAGUAGCAGUACAGUAUAUAUUUUUGUUUAUUGUCUUUUAGAUCAUAGAGUAAAUUAAAUCGUUUAUAAAGAGCUUGCUGCUACUGUGGAGAGGAAAAGUCUCAGCGGUCGAGCACAGGGUCGAAUGUGACGGACUCCAGCAGGGAAAGUCUCUUUUUCUCACAUGUCCUGUCCCAGCUUUUUCUUUUUUUGGUCUGGUCUUUUGUUUUUUUUCGGUGUCUAGAUUGACUGUGCGCACAGCGAGAGGAACACGUACGUCCUUUCAGAGUCACAGACGAGAAGUGCAACAAAUCCUUCAUCUACUUCGCCGGAAUAUAAUGUUACAGUGAUGUAUAAAGAACAAUGAAUACUAAUAAAUUGUUGUUACCUGGGACAGAA